Molecule: messenger RNA, 475 nt
Organism: Rhopilema esculentum
Lineage: Eukaryota; Metazoa; Cnidaria; Scyphozoa; Rhizostomeae; Rhizostomatidae
Product: histone H4
Cellular component (GO): nucleosome
Molecular function (GO): DNA binding; protein heterodimerization activity; structural constituent of chromatin
Source: RefSeq, a predicted model, not a curated record
CGGUUGAGUCAGAUUGAAAUCAGUCGCCUCGUGCAUUGUCGCUCGCUGUCGUACAACACAACUUUCAACAAUCAUGUCUGGAAGAGGAAAAGGAGGAAAGGGUCUUGGCAAAGGAGGUGCUAAACGUCAUCGAAAGAUUCUUCGUGACAACAUUCAAGGCAUCACCAAGCCAGCCAUUCGCCGAUUGGCUCGUCGUGGAGGAGUAAAGAGAAUCUCUGGCCUCAUUUACGAAGAGACACGAGGCGUUCUCAAGGUUUUCCUCGAGAACGUCAUUCGUGAUGCAGUCACGUACACAGAACAUGCCAAGCGAAAGACUGUCACCGCCAUGGAUGUCGUCUACGCUUUGAAGAGACAGGGCCGAACACUGUACGGAUUUGGCGGUUAAGUCGUCGUCGUCCUGUUACAGGAUAGACAACUGGAGUGACUCGUCCUCACCAACAACACGAACAGCUUUUUUAAAAGCUACCAAAAAUGC